GUUGUCUCUUCAAACACAAGCGUCCAUGUCCUCCGGCAUUGGCUUGGCUACCUCUCAUGGGCCUCAAGUCAUUUCGACUCACCUCGACUACUACAAGGUCAUCGCUAGAGGUCAUGGACCCGUGUGACACACUGAGGGCAUAGAGCAGCCGCCAAACAGAUACAGACACAGGGAAGAAUGAGGCUUGCUGGGGGCACGUCGUUGUCGCAGUCACAAGUCCACAGGUUAUGGUCCAAAAUAGGUUACACAUAUUGUUGAGUAGGUAACGAUGGCUCUUCUGAUGCGCCGGAAUCACCGGUCACCGUACGCAGUUAGUGCGGGAUCCAGGGAAAGAGGCAACAAUCAACAUACUCUCGGGACGCCGAGGAGCAAAAUGGCUGAAACGAACGUGUAUUCAUUUGCGCCUACUCUCUCGCUCCAUUGUCUGUUUGUCUGUUUGGAGGAUCUCUAGUGCAGCUCGGGCUAUGAUCGGAGGGUAUGCAUACAUACAACAUCAGCUGGCAGCUAACAGGAAGUGAGGACACAGCUUGCACCCGAAUCCUAGCAGCGUACGCAAUACGCUCUUCUCAUUCCACAUUACAAUUAAGCAUAUACACAAUGUCUGCUGUUCUUGUCACCGGUAUCACUGGCUUCCUCGGUGCCCACGUAGCCCACACAUUCCUCCAACACUCCCACCCCGUCCAUGCCACCCUCCGCUCCCCCGCCAAGCUCGUCCCCUUGCUACAAUCCCCCAUCUUCUCCCCUUUCAUCGCUUCCGGCCAACUCAAGCUGUUCGUAGUGGGCGACUUGGAGGUAGCGGAUUAUGGGGAAGCGAUGAAGGGUGUGGAGAGGGUCGUGCAUACGGCGUUUAAAACAGAUAUUACUGCAACAGAUUUCAGGAAGGGGCUGUUGGACGUUGGGGUGGAUGGGAUGAGGCGGGUGUUUGAUGCGGUGGAUAAGAGUCCGGAGAUUAAGAGUGUUGUCAUUACCAGCAGUAUGGGGGCGUGUAAUGAUAUCAAGACGGCUUGGGAGAAACAGGCGGGAACGGUGGUGACGGAUGAUACCUGGAACUCGUAUACGCUCGAAGAGGUGGAUGAGCUGUGCGCUUCUAAAGCUCCUACCAACGAAGCCGGCUGGAGAACCGGCAUGGUCAUGUACAUGGUCGCCAAGAAAUACGCCGAGCUCUUUGCCUGGGAGCAGUACAAGGCUGCGCAGGCGAGGGGCAAGACGUGGAGUUUGACGGCUAUUAUACCGACUAUGAUUCUUGGGCCGCCUAUCCAACCGAUCACACCGCCUCUCUUGAUGAGCAGCGUCUCAACGAUGGUCAUGUGGCUCCUGGCGCAAGGACCGGAAUCGCAGGUCUUCUCGCCUCCUGCUUCUAUCUGGUUCAUCGACGUACGUGAUUGUGCGGAAGAGCAUUAUCGUGCGGCGAUCAAGGGCAAGACUGGGAGGUACAUCAGCGGCUCUGGCAUAUACGAUUUCCAACAGAUAACCGAGCUCCUCCCCACGCUCUACCCCGACCAAGCCGCCAGGUUUGCGAAAGGAGAGCCGGGGCAGAGGCUUAGUCUCAACCCUGGGUCUUAUCGGAUUGAGAGUAAGAUGCGGGAAGAGUUUGGGGUUGAGUAUCGAGGACUGGAGACGGUUGUGAAGGAUACGUUUGAUAGGCUUUUCGAGUUGGAGAAGCAGGGAUUGUAGUCUUGUCCGUCGCCCGAGUUGUGCUCAUAGUUCUCUUGAUGAUUGCUUGGUAUUGUAGCAUGGUGGUGGUUCUUUGAUUGUGGAUAGAUGUCGCAUAUGUAGAUGUCGUUGAAUUUGUGUACUUGUGAUGCCUACGCGCCCCGACUGGGCAGACGUUAUGAAAUAGAAU
Messenger RNA from Cryptococcus amylolentus CBS 6039, 1843 nucleotides. RefSeq lists its product as hypothetical. The record is from RefSeq and is a predicted model, not a curated record. NCBI's taxonomy places the organism in Eukaryota, Fungi, Basidiomycota, Tremellomycetes, Tremellales, Cryptococcaceae. The transcript has 9 exons. Gene Ontology annotation, molecular function: oxidoreductase activity, acting on the CH-OH group of donors, NAD or NADP as acceptor. The coding region runs from base 478 to 1674 and encodes 398 amino acids.